This is a messenger RNA of Penicilliopsis zonata CBS 506.65, 267 nucleotides long. RefSeq lists its product as hypothetical. The record is from RefSeq and is a predicted model, not a curated record. Bases 1 to 267 code for a protein of 88 amino acids. Lineage: Eukaryota; Fungi; Ascomycota; Eurotiomycetes; Eurotiales; Aspergillaceae. The transcript has 4 exons.
AUGAAGCCCGUCGUGUCUGCCAUGAACGCCUGGAGUUGCGUUGUCAUCUCCCUAUUCGCCAUCGUCAUACUCUCGGUUCUCGGAUCGCUAUUCAAGAGCAACAACCACGCAUAUACCGGUUCAGAAGAGGCACCCGAGGAUGGGGCCGCGGUUGCCGCCUCGAUCUUUACCGCCGUGAUCGUCUACGCUGGUUUCUUCGUCUUCUGUGGGUUCCAGGCUUAUCUCCAUCUGCGGAGUAAGAGGGGGGGUGCCAUAUCGUUGAACUGA